UACAUUUUGAGAAUGGCAAACUUAUCGCUAAUUGGACGAGACACCUGUCAAUCAAGCGAUUACGGGAAGUACCGACUAGAGAGGUUAGAAAACCGUUUUUGAACGUGUGGUGUGAGUAUGUGUGAAUAUGUAUUGUCCUUUCUGUGGAUUAAAAUAUGGCGUCCUUCCAAAUUUCUGCAAUUCAUGUGGAAAAAAUCUCGAGGUUUUAAAGGAGACACGACAGAAAACGCCCAUGCCAAAGACCGUGACAGGUACAGGUGUAGACUCAACACCUGCGCCCAAUUUGAAACAAUUUUUGGAAUACCGAAAUCUGAAAUCGAAGGAAAGAACGAACUUUUCCUUGGGAAAGAAAGGAGGAAGCAAACAAGAGCAGAAGAAAGUACAGAUUAAUAUCGGUAUAAUGUGUCUACAGAGUGGCUACUUAAAACCACAACGUGGGAAAACACUCCCCUUAUUCGUGGACCCACUAAUAACUGCGAAUGGUCUCCUCAUGAUGGCUGAAACAAAAUUGAAAAACUUCAAUAAAGACAUGGAAGAAGGACCCUACAUACUUCUAUACCCAGAUGGCUCUGAAGUCAUUAAUAUUCCAGGGACACAAAUGCCAUUCACCUUGAAAGAUUACAAAACAGAAAUUGGAAAGCAAUAUUCAAGGAUAAACUUGUUUAUUUGCAGACAGAAAGACUUUAUAGAACAGGUUCUCAGUUCAGAAUCUGACUCCGAAGUUGUCAUAACCCGGAAAACUGAUGAAUCUAGCCUGGCUGACACACUGCCAAUAAUACCUCAACAUACAAGCACGCCACAAGACCGCAUGAACAGUAAAAUUGAUUCUACCGUGGAGCCGUCUCAAGGAAGUGGACAAGGACAUGUUGAAGAGAUAAUGCUCUCAGACUCAGAGGAUGACCGUCCAGGUACUUCCGCCCAUGUUGCGACGCAGAACUGGUGUUACAGAAAAUACAUGGAAGUGUAUGCACCUGUGACUACUGAAGAAGACGAUGAGCUAUUAAUCACAGCACACGGUCUUGACCUCCCAGUACCAAUAGAGGAACAAAACAGUGUAACAGCUCCUGAUAUUAUUUCAAAUCUGGCCCUUGUUAUUGAUCGAAAAAGUGUCAGCAGAUUCAACAUAACGAGAUCCAAUGUGUGGGAUGGGGCAGUCAGAGGAUUUAAACGCGUCUCAUACUCGGAAUUCAAUGACAUUUUUGUGAAGUUCUCUGAUGAUGCUGGCUUGUUGGAAGAGGGUCUUGAUACAGGGGGACCAAGAAGGGAACUUCUCACUUUACUAAUGAGCUGCCUGCAGAAUCGGCCCAUUUUUGAUGGACCUCCCUAUAGACGCUACCUGGUAUACAAUUCAGUUGCUGUUAGGGAGGAUGAGUAUUUCUUGGCAGGGAAAAUGAUUGCAGUGUCAAUAGUGCAUGGUGGACCAGGGCCCCAUUUUCUUUCUAAAGACCUGGUAAACCACAUUGUAGGCCAGCCCUCUUUCAGCGCCACUUUAGAAGAUGUCACAGAUGAGGGUGUAGUGAAAGUGCUGCGAGAGAUUCAGAUUGCAACUACUUUGGAGUCACUACAAGAACUAAUCUUGAAAAACAGCACGCUGCUCCAAACAGCUGGGUGUUUUCGAUGCGUGAAGAGCAUUGAGGAGAAACACAGAAUUGUGGAAGAAUACGUCAGGUGGUAUGUGAUAGACAGAAACCACAGUGUUAUUAAAAGAUUUAAAGAUGGACUUGCCACACUGCAGUUUCUGACAGCACUUAAGCAGCAUCCAAGUGUUUUGGCUUCUUACCUCUGCCACACUGACAAGAAGCUGACCGCGAGCGAUUUGGAAAGCCUCUUCAAAGCAGAACUCAGCCCAGUGGGUAGUAACCAGAGGCAAGAGGAAUCCAAGACGCUUUGCUUUUGGUCAGACUAUCUCCUCGACUGUGAAGGCUUCUAUGAUAUUGAAACAUACCGGCCCAGAAAGUAA
Messenger RNA from Pimephales promelas (fathead minnow), 1960 nucleotides. The record is from RefSeq and is a predicted model, not a curated record. NCBI's taxonomy places the organism in Eukaryota, Metazoa, Chordata, Actinopteri, Cypriniformes, Leuciscidae.